GUAGUUUUUUCUUUGCUAUUUGAUUAAUGUAUAACUCAAUCGAAUUGUAAAUUUAGAAAUUAAAAGUACAAGGCAUUAACAUUGAUUUGCAUUAAAUUUGAAUUGAAAAUGAAUGAAAUUAAUAAAGUGGUUGAUAUUCUGAAAAUACAACUGAGUACAAACAAAUCGCAGACACGUGCACAAAUAAUUUUCUAUUUAUUAGAGGUUUUACGUGAAAAUAACAGUGAAGAAUUAGUUACUCAAUUAGUUUACAAUGGAAUUAUUAGCGAUUUGUUACAAAACGUAAACCUCUUAUCCAGCAGGGAUUUUCUCGAAUGUCUGUUAAUAAUUGUCGGAAAAAAUGCAUUUUAUACAAAUGGAUUAAUAGAUGAAACUAUUCAAGGCAUCACAAAAUAUCAUCUUAUAGAUUCAAUAGAACUGUCAUCGUUAGCUGUGAAUCUUAUAGUAUCAAUAGUAACCAAAGUUUUCGUUGAUUUUACCGAAUCUCAAGGAAUUCAAUUAAUUCAAAAACAUGAAGAAAGCUUACUAAGUUUUCUUGAACGAACAAUUUUCGAUUCACAUUCAGUAUUGUCUGCAGCAAAGUUGUUCAAUUUUCUAAUAGAAUACAGUACAGAGAGCUUUAAAUAUAUUCACCUUAAAAUUAUUACAUUUCUAUACGGCAAUGUAAUAAAACUUAUUGAAGCAAAUAAUAUUUCCGAUUUAGAGAAAUUUCAAAACAUCUGCUGCACUUCAUUUACUUUAGCCAAUUAUUGUAAUGAAAUAACCGUACAAGAUGUUGAAAACAAAUUCAGUGGUUCUUCUUCAGCAACUACAAUGUUGGAUAUUCCAGAAUCAAAGAAAAUUCUAAUUGAAACAAUAAGACGAAACACGGUGAAGGAUUUUGACACUGUUAAUGCACUGAUUGAAUUUUUAAAUACUGUGAUAAAACUUUAUACAAUAAAGGACGAAACGUUAUGCAUUGAAAUGUUAUCCAGAGGAUAUUUAAAAUAUUUACUCGAGUUAUCAGUUUUGUACUAUGAAAAUAAUCUUUUCAGAAAUAAAGUUUGCAGUCUCAUGUCUGAAAUAAUAGUAAUAUUGAAAGAUUAUUUAAAAUUACCUAUAGACAGUUGGCAAGGAGGUUCAUCUGCAUUUCAAAUAUUUCUUCGCACUGGUUUUGAAACACUAACGGUUGACUGCCAACAAUGGGAAAAUCUUUUGAAAAUGCACACUUGUCAAGCUGAUUCAUUGAUGCUUUUAAUUUACUGUCAUUAUAUAGGAACUACAGAAAUAUUUAUCAUCACUCAAAAGGCCUUAACAGUAAAAUUGACUAGUGUUAUCGAAAAGUACUCAGAAGUCAUAUUUCUAAAAGCUAUUUGGUUACUAUUUUCGGCUACAGUUUUGGCGUCAAAUAUUUCAACUAAAAAUGAUCGUUCCUGUUUGAAAGCUGUUAAAAGCCUUGCAAUGUUAUUGCAAAAGAAAAAUAAAAUUGAAAUGGCAUAUACACAUAAUGAAGAUAUUCUUCUUUAUGCAAUCGCAGAAACUGACUUUCCAGAAAGAUUCAGAAUUAAAACUGUAAGCUUGUGGUUGGAUAAUAGCAAAAUCGAUAGAGAUUUGAAUGUAUUGAUAAAAAAAUGUCUGCUCGAAGGUUAUACCGAAUUAAAAAUUGUUAAACUUCUAGUGGCCAUAAUUCAUGAAAAUGAUGUAAAAGAUCUGAAUACAGUAUUAAAUGCAUAUGUGUCACUCUUACAUUCAGAAAACGUCAUUCCAGAUAAUGUGAUUGAAUUUGUUUGGAAAACACUGGCAGAUAAUUUACCGCAUUAUUCGUCAAAUAAUGCCUCAACCUAA
This is a messenger RNA of Leptopilina heterotoma, 1824 nucleotides long. RefSeq lists its product as uncharacterized. The record is from RefSeq and is a predicted model, not a curated record. The coding region runs from base 109 to 1824 and encodes 571 amino acids. NCBI's taxonomy places the organism in Eukaryota, Metazoa, Arthropoda, Insecta, Hymenoptera, Figitidae. The transcript has 11 exons.